AUGGCUCAUAGAAAAUCCCUAGAAGCACUAAACAGAACACUUCAAGAUUUACGCGACAACACGAAUAUAAUGGGAGGUGUAUUGUUAAUACUAUCAGGCGAUUUCCGUCAAACGCUACCUGUCAUUCCGAAAUCAACGCCGGCAGAUGAAAUUAACGCUUGCCUGAAGAAGUCGUUCAUAUGGGAACAGGUAAAAAUAAUUAAAUUAACAACAAAUAUGAGAGCACAGAUUUCAGGAGAUGAAAAGGCCCAAGAAUUUGCUGAAAAACUUUUACAAAUAGGAGAGGGCACUUAUCCAAUAGACGAAAAUACUGGCCAAAUCACACUAACUAAUGAGUUAUGUAAUGCUGUUGAAACACCGGAACAACUUAUAAAUGAAGUGUAUCCAAGUAUUGCUGAAAAUUAUACUAAUUCAGAAUGGUUACGGGAGCGCAUUAUUCUAGCCACGAAAAACGACAUGAUUCCGGGAGAAGAGAAAAUCUACAACUCAAUCGAUACAAUGACUGAUGAACAAGAAAGCGAAUGCCAUUGCACUGCCUUAAAUUGA
Cydia pomonella (codling moth) is the source of this 546-nucleotide messenger RNA. RefSeq lists its product as uncharacterized. Lineage: Eukaryota; Metazoa; Arthropoda; Insecta; Lepidoptera; Tortricidae. The record is from RefSeq and is a predicted model, not a curated record. Gene Ontology annotation, biological process: telomere maintenance; DNA repair. Bases 1 to 546 code for a protein of 181 amino acids. The transcript is spliced from 2 exons. Gene Ontology annotation, molecular function: DNA helicase activity.